Thecamonas trahens ATCC 50062 is the source of this 1821-nucleotide messenger RNA. Its product is annotated as sulfoacetaldehyde acetyltransferase. Bases 1 to 1821 code for a protein of 606 amino acids. Gene Ontology annotation, biological process: L-valine biosynthetic process; taurine catabolic process. Gene Ontology annotation, cellular component: acetolactate synthase complex; cytoplasm. The record is from RefSeq and is a predicted model, not a curated record. Lineage: Eukaryota; Apusomonadida; Apusomonadidae. The transcript has 2 exons. Gene Ontology annotation, molecular function: flavin adenine dinucleotide binding; sulfoacetaldehyde acetyltransferase activity; magnesium ion binding.
AUGGCGCGCAAGUUGUUUUCUGCGGCGGCGGCUGCUUGGAGCGGGCCGACCAAGGAGCACAUGAGCCACUCGGAGGCGUUUGUGGAGACGCUGGCGGCGUAUGGGGUGAAGAACGUGUUCGGAGUCGUCGGCUCGGCGUUCAUGGACGCGCUCGACCUGUUUCCUUUUGCCACACCGGCCGGGAGCUCCAAGCAGGGCAUCCGAUUCGUGCAGACGGCGCACGAGCAGGGCGCGGCGCACAUGGCGGACGGCUACGCGCGGGCGUCACAGCAGCACGGCGUGUGCAUCGGGCAGAACGGACCGGGCGUGUCCAACUGUGUGACCGGGAUUGCGGCGGCGUACUGGGCCCACUCGCCGGUGGUCAUGAUCACGCCCGAGUGCGCGUCGGUGAGCAAAGGCCUCGGCGGCUUCCAGGAGCUCGACCAGGCCGGCGUCUUUGAGAAGAUCACCAAGUACCAGGCGCUGGUCAACGCGCCGAGCCGAAUGGCGGAGCUGACCGGACGGGCGUUUGACUACGCCACGGCUGAGAACGGGCCGACGCAGCUCAACAUUCCGCGUGACUUUUUCUACGGCGAGGCUGAGCACGCCAUUCCCACGCCGCGACCGUUGCAUCACCCUGCUCCGGCGGCAGCAGCUGUCGACGCGGCGGCAGAGGCCAUCCGCAGCGCCCGUAACCCGGUCAUCAUUGCCGGCGGCGGCGUGGCGGCGUCGGCAGGCGGGCCCGAGGCAGCGGCGGCGCUUGCCGAGGCGCUCUCGGCACCGGUUGUCACCUCGUACCUGCACAAUGACUCGUUCCCGGCAUCACACCCGCUAGCGGCCGGCCCACUCGGGUACUGCGGCUCUCAGGCGGCGAUGAAGACGAUUAGCGAGGCCGACGUUGUUGUUGCACUCGGCUCGCGGCUCAACCCGUUCGGGACGACGCCGCAGUACGGACACGACUACUGGCCGCACGACGCGACGCUCGUCCAGGUCGACGUCGACCAUCGGCGGCUCUCGCUGACCAAGCACGCUGAUGUGCCGAUUGCGGCCGAUGCCGGCGAGACGGCACGGGCUCUGGUUGCAGCGCUGCAGACCGGCGAGACACCGGCCAGUGCAAGCUCGGCCGAGACGCGGCUGGCACAGCUGGCGGAACGCAAGCGCGCAUGGACGACGCUGCUGGAUACGUGGUCGCAGCCAGACGCCGGCGAGGAGCGGGUCAAGCCACGGGCCGCGCUCGCGGCUCUCCGCGAUGCAAUGCCUGCCGACGCCAUCGUGACGACCGACGUGGGGAACACGUGCUCGGUCGCCAACGGCUACCUCCAUUUUGAGCAGCCACAGUCGUUCAUGGCGGCGAUGACGUUUGGCAACUGCGGAUACGCAUACCCAGUGGCGCUCGGAGCCAAGCUUGCGGCGCCGGAGCGGCCGGUGGUGGCGUAUGUCGGCGACGGGGCGUGGUCGAUGUCGCUCAUCGAGACGAUGACCGCCGUUCGCGAGAACCUUCCGGUCACCGCGGUCGUCUUCUCCAACAACAUCUGGGGCGCCGAGAACCUCAACCAGCGCAUCUGGUUCGGCGACCGGUUUGUGGGCUCGGAGCUGACGAAUCCAUCGUACGCCGCCGUCGCCGAGUCGAUGGGCGCGGUCGGGAUUCAGGUCUCGGCCGCCAGCGACGUGGCUGGCGCGUUCAAGGAGGCGCUUGCGCAUCAGGCGGCUGGGCGGCCGACCGUGCUGGAGAUCCUUACAACCAAGGAGCUCGGCGAGCCGUUCCGGCGCGACGCCAUGCGCUACCCGAAGCGGGUGCUUGCCAAGUACCAGCACACGGACGUGUCCGAGCCGUCGGCGUAG